Lepus europaeus (European hare) is the source of this 1356-nucleotide messenger RNA. It is a transcript of the gene NPFFR1, whose product is annotated as neuropeptide FF receptor 1. Lineage: Eukaryota; Metazoa; Chordata; Mammalia; Lagomorpha; Leporidae. The record is from RefSeq and is a predicted model, not a curated record. The coding region runs from base 1 to 1356 and encodes 451 amino acids. Gene Ontology annotation, molecular function: peptide binding; neuropeptide receptor activity. Gene Ontology annotation, biological process: G protein-coupled receptor signaling pathway. Gene Ontology annotation, cellular component: membrane. The transcript has 5 exons.
AUGUGCCAGGUGCUGGGAUCAGAGGGACCUGAAGAGUGCGAGCCCUUCCCCGAGCCGCGAUGCUGGAAGCCCUCCCAGCCUCCCAAUGGCAGCUGGGUCACAAGUCCGAAUGGGAGUACCACAGAGGCCGGCCUGCCUGCAAACCUCACCUUCUCCUCUUACUACCAGCACUCCUCGCCAGUGGCAGCCAUGUUCAUCGUGGCCUACGUGCUCAUCUUCCUCCUGUGCAUGGUGGGCAAUGCCCUGGUCUGCUUCACCGUGCUCAGGAACCGGCACAUGCGCACCGUCACCAACAUGUUCAUCCUCAACCUGGCUGUCAGCGACCUGCUGGUGGGCAUCUUCUGCAUGCCCACCACCCUCGUGGACAACCUCAUUACAGGGUGGCCCUUCGACAAUGCCACGUGCAAGAUGAGCGGCUUGGUGCAGGGCAUGUCCGUGUCAGCUUCCGUUUUCACGCUCGUGGCCAUCGCUGUGGAAAGGUUCCGCUGCAUCGUGCAUCCUUUUCGCGAGAAGCUGACCCUGCGGAAGGCGCUGGUCACCAUCGCGGUCAUCUGGGCGCUGGCGCUGCUCAUCAUGUGCCCGUCGGCUGUGACCCUGACCGUGACGCGCGAGGAGCAUCACUUCAUGGUAGACGCCAGCAACCGCUCCUACCCGCUCUACUCGUGCUGGGAGGCCUGGCCCGAGAAGGGCAUGCGCAAAGUCUACACCGCCGUGCUCUUCUCCCACAUCUACCUGGCGCCGCUGGCGCUCAUCGUGGUCAUGUACGCGCGCAUUGCCCGCAAGCUGUGCCAGGCGGCCGGCCCGGCACAUCCGGGCCGGGAGGCGGUGGCCGAGGGCGGGCGCGCGGCGCGGCGCAGGGCGCGCGUGGUGCACAUGCUGGUCAUGGUGGCGCUCUUCUUCACGCUGUCUUGGCUGCCGCUCUGGGCGCUGCUGCUGCUUAUCGACUACGGGCAGCUCAGCGAGCCGCAGCUGCACCUGGUCUCCGUCUACGCCUUCCCCUUCGCCCACUGGCUGGCCUUCUUCAACAGCAGCGCCAACCCCAUCAUCUACGGCUACUUCAACGAGAACUUCCGCCGCGGCUUCCAGGCCGCCUUCCGCGCCCGCCUCUGCCCGCCGCAGUGGGGCGGCCCUAAGGAGGCCUACUCGGAGCGGCCCGGCGGGCUCCUGCGCAGGCGGAUCUUCGCGGAGGUGCAGCCCAGCGACUCCGGGCUGCCCUCUGAGUCCGGAGCCAGCAGCGGGGCCGCGAGGCCUGGCCGCCUGCCACUGCGCCAUGGGCGGGUGGCCCACCAGGACCUGCCCGGGGAGGGGCCCUGCUGCUCCCACCUGCCCCUCACCAUACCCGCCUGGGAUACCUGA